Acaulospora morrowiae is the source of this 504-nucleotide messenger RNA. The record is from the annotation of a GenBank genome assembly. Lineage: Eukaryota; Fungi; Glomeromycota; Glomeromycetes; Diversisporales; Acaulosporaceae.
AGGAUCGAACGUCCAGUUCGUACAAAUCAGAUUCCUCGUCAAAUUCCUGAUCAAGUUUUUUAUCUACGACCAAUUCCUUCGAUGCUUAUGGGUGGUGUACUCCCCUUCGGUGCCAUUUUCAUUGAACUAUAUUUUAUAAUGAACAGUAUUUGGGGUAAUAAAGUAUAUUACCUGUUCGGUUUUGCUGCCAUGGUGUUUGUGAUUCUUACGAUCACGUGUUCAGAGGUCACAAUCCUCUUGUGUUAUUUCCAUCUUUGUGCGGAGGAUUAUCAUUGGUCAUGGAGAGCAUUUUUGACGUCUGGAGCGUCUGGAUUAUACAUCUUCAUCUAUUCCAUCAUGUAUUUUGUGACAAGGUUACAGCUUACUUCGUUAACCAGCGCAGUGGUUUACUUUGGAUGGACGGGUGUCAUGAGUCUGAUGUUUUUCGUACUAACAGGAACAAUCGGUUAUUUUGCAUGUCUCGUCUUCAUCCGUAAAAUAUUUAUGAGCAUUAAAGUGGACUAA